UGCGAGUCUGCGUCCGCCGUCGCGCACCUCUCCAGCCUGUCAGCCCCGUUGUCCGUGCUGCCGUGAGCCCUGCGCGUCUGCCGUUGCCGUGUUGCUUCCCCGCCAAACAUCGAAGCGCCCCGCGACGCUCGACUUCACCGUCCACCGCCCUCCGUGCCCACCACCGACCCCGCGAGGCUUGCUGUCUUCACACCUACCUUGGCUGUCGCCCGCCGUCACGCAGUCAUCCUCGCCUCUCGGACCUGCACCCGCAAGCGUCCCGAAAGCGUUAACCCAAUAGACGCUGUGGCCCUCCUUUUACCCAGUUUCUGACCGUGAUUGGCGAGACAUUGUGGUGCAUUCGGGCGCCAAAUUUGAAACAGAGCAGAGAGCUGCCCGAGAGCUCGACUCCGUCGCCAGAACACUGCCGGUCGCUCCUCCCCAUAGCAGUGCCCAUCGAACCCUCCCUACCUGCCUGCAACGCUCUUUCCGCAUUCCAGACCGCCCACCAUGGCCGACUCCGCCUUCAAGACGAAGACGAUGAAGAGGAAGAACGUGAAAGGCCUCGCGCUCAGUGCUCCCCCACCGAAGCCCGCGCCUUCGGCCGGCGACGCCCAGGCGCCCGGCGGCCUCGGCCAGGACGAUAAUCGCGCAGACACACUCGAGAUUGGCGUCGAGUUCCGACUGGACCUGAAAGCAGAGGAUCUGAUCGUUCUGCGCGAGCUCGGAGCCGGCAAUGGCGGAACCGUGAGCAAGGUACAACAUGCUGCUACCAAAGUAGUCAUGGCACGGAAGAUCAUACACGUCGAAGCAAAGAACGAGGUGCGGAAACGGAUCGUCCGCGAGCUGCGCAUCAUGCACGACUGCAACUCCGAAUACAUUGUGGCUUUCUACGGUGCUUUCCAGAACGAGAGUGGAGAUGUCAUCAUGUGCAUGGAAUACAUGGACGUGGGAUCCCUCGAUUGGGUUUCGAAAACGUUCGGUCCCGUACGCGUUGACGUACUGGGCAAAAUCUCAGAAGCCGUGCUGGGCGGUCUCGCAUACCUCUACUCCGCCCACAAGAUCAUGCACCGCGAUUUGAAGCCAUCCAACAUCCUCGUAAACUCAAAAGGACAAAUCAAACUGUGCGAUUUCGGCGUUUCCAGCGAAUUGGAGGGUUCGAUAGCAGAGACUUUCGUCGGAACGGGAACAUAUAUGGCGCCAGAGCGGAUACAGGGAUCACCAUACACCGUCAAGUCCGAUGUGUGGAGUGUCGGCCUCACGUUGAUGGAGCUGGCAAUUGGGAAAUUCCCCUUUGGCGGCAGCGACGACGAUGGCGAUGGGCCCGGCGGCCCGCAAGGUAUCCUCGACCUCCUGCAGCAGAUCGUCCUAGAGCCCGCGCCGAAACUCCCCAAGAGCGAUGCAUUCCCCGCGAUCCUAGAAGACAUGAUAGCGAAGUGCUUGAUGAAAGACCCGGCCGAGCGACCCACGCCCAAAGAGCUCUACGAACACGACGCCUUCUUGCAAGCUGCCAAGCGCACCCCCGUCGACCUCGAAGCCUGGGCCGUCAGCAUGAUCGAGCACAACAAGCGCAAAUCGCACCUUGCGCCGUCGGCCCCCUCCUCCACCGUCCGCGAGCGCCUCCAAGGUCCCGGCUCAGCGCCGCACGCCCGCUCCGACUCCAACGGCUCGACCUCCGCGGCGCCCCCGCGCCCACAGCACCCCUCCCGCACGAGCAGCUCGUCAUCCGCACAGAACAUAAUGGCGCUGCCGAUCCGGCCUGCGCCGCCGCCAGGUGAUAGGCCGGGGAGUCAGCACCUGAGGGGCCCGCCAAACGGGGGACCUGGACUGCCGGCAGGGCCGAAGAGGUGGAACAGCGAGAACCAGAUUUAGAUAUAAGCGGUGCGAGGGUUGCACUGGGUUGGGAUGGAUGGGAUGGGAUGUGUGGUUUGGCGAUUUAGAUACGAUACCUUUCUUCCGUUGGAUAUGUGUGUGGGGGCUAGCAAUGGCCGUGCGAACAAUGAAGCGAUUUUGGAUUUGGAUGGGAUGUGGGGGCUCAGUGUUGCAUUCUAGGCGCUUGAGGACAGUCGAUAGGAAGC
Paraphaeosphaeria sporulosa is the source of this 2057-nucleotide messenger RNA. Its product is annotated as MAP kinase. Gene Ontology annotation, molecular function: protein kinase activity; ATP binding. The transcript is spliced from 4 exons. The record is from RefSeq and is a predicted model, not a curated record. The coding region runs from base 490 to 1851 and encodes 453 amino acids. Gene Ontology annotation, biological process: protein phosphorylation. Lineage: Eukaryota; Fungi; Ascomycota; Dothideomycetes; Pleosporales; Didymosphaeriaceae.